Molecule: messenger RNA, 1545 nt
Organism: Vanessa atalanta (red admiral)
Lineage: Eukaryota; Metazoa; Arthropoda; Insecta; Lepidoptera; Nymphalidae
Product: G-protein coupled receptor moody-like
Exons: 3
Coding region: 179-1501 (440 amino acids)
Biological process (GO): G protein-coupled receptor signaling pathway
Cellular component (GO): membrane
Molecular function (GO): G protein-coupled receptor activity
Source: RefSeq, a predicted model, not a curated record
GAUACGCGCACUUCCUGGCCAGCUGUGACCCAACAGCCCUAACAAAAUGCCUUAUCGGACCCUCUUCAGUCAAAGUUCUGGGACACUUAUCAGUCGUGAACGAAACCCGCUAGCAUUCCGACCUAACCGUUAGAUCAUGCUUGAUACAUUGCGCGCAAAUGAUGAGUGAUAAUUUACAAUGGGUGAUCUUUUACCGAGUAUACCGAAGAGUACUUUGGCCAGUGAGGUAGACGGAUACAAUUGGAGCGUGGUGGGACUGGACGCGUAUAAUACGGAUGAAGAGCUGGCAGCGGUCGAACUGUUCAAGGACUACCCGGAAGGUCUGCUGCGUUUCGCAUCAGCGUGCUGUGUGCUGUUUAUGCUUGUUGGAAUCCCCGGAAAUUUAAUCACUAUAGUUGCUCUGGCAAGAUGUAAGAAGGUACGCAACGCGACAGCUGUGUUUAUAAUGAAUUUGUCAUGCUCCGAUUUGCUGUUCUGCUGCUUCAACCUACCGCUCGCUGCUUCAACCUUCUGGCAGCGUUCGUGGGCACACGGCAGGACGCUCUGUAGAAUGUUUCCCCUCGCUAGAUAUGCGCUCGUCGCCGUAUCGUUGUUCACUGUCCUGGCGAUCACUAUCAACAGAUAUGUUAUGAUCUCACACCCAAGGCUUUACCCUAAACUCUACAAAAAGCAGUAUUUGGCUGUGAUGGUAGCCAGUACGUGGGCUUUCUCUUUUGGAGCUCUUAUUGCGACAUGGCUCGAAAAAUGGGGUCGUUUUGGCCUAGAUCCCUCUAUCGGAUCGUGCUCAAUACUUCCUGAUCAAAACCACCGUUCCCCAAAAGAAUUUCUAUUUGUAGGAGCAUUUAUGCUGCCUUGUCUAGCCAUUGUCAUAUGCUACGCUAGAAUAUUUUGUAUAGUAAGAGAAGCUGCUCGGCGUUCACGUGCACCUGGUAGAGGAAGAGCUAGACCAGGUCUGGAAGAUUCGGCUGUUGGAUCAGCUUCGACAGCAUUAGAACGAUCUCCAGGCCCAGAAAACGGGUACAAUCAUGUCGCACCAACUAAAAAAGCUUUACUUGCACCACCUUCCCUUCAUUAUCCUCCUACUCCAGGACCGGAACGUUCAUCGUCUUCUGGUGUGGAUACAUUAGAUGGUCACGAUGAUGAAUGCGCUCUUGACGCAAAACCGAGAACUCCGAGCGGCGGUGAUACAGCCAAAAGACUUCGUCAAGCAGCAGUAGCGCUGAGGCGAUCACCAGCUCCAGUGAGACCACCCCGAUUAACACCAAAAGAUAGAAAACUUUUAAAGAUGAUAAUGGCAAUAAUGCUCUCAUUCUGGGUAUGCUAUUUGCCAAUAACCCUAACAAAACUCUUUAGGGAGUUCACUUCUCAUCCCGCAGCAAAUAUAGCGGGAUAUAUUUUGAUAUAUUUGACGACAUGCAUCAAUCCCAUAAUUUACGUGGUGAUGUCGAGCGAGUAUCGACAGGCUUAUAAGAAUCUUCUGAUGUGUAGAAGACGAGCGUGACGUUCGCCCGGCGAAGGUGUCUCCGAGAAGCGCCCGCCGUAAUU